Messenger RNA from Mollisia scopiformis, 1707 nucleotides. RefSeq lists its product as uncharacterized. Lineage: Eukaryota; Fungi; Ascomycota; Leotiomycetes; Helotiales; Mollisiaceae. The record is from RefSeq and is a predicted model, not a curated record. Bases 1 to 1707 code for a protein of 568 amino acids. The transcript is spliced from 2 exons.
AUGGCAGGAACGACAGCAUCAAUUCGGCGGAGCCCAAUCCCCGAGAUCAUUACUCGAAAGACGAACGAUGGAAGAAACAUCGAGUACCAUUUGACUGUAAUUCAACAACCAGAACGUGCCAGAGCAUGUGGUUCCGGAGCCAAGUCAUCCGCCGACCGACGACCAGUAGAUCCACCACCCGUGGUCGAGCUUCGCAUCUUCUCUGUUAAUGGAGCUGACAAGGAGGACAUCACAUUCUCAUACAGUGCCAACUUCUUCCUCUUCGCUACCCUGGAAGUCGCUCGACCGAUGGCUCACGGCCGUGUGCAACAAGCAGCCGCAUCGCAACAGGUGCCUGUGUUGACCGGCAUGCCAGUCUCUGGAAUGGCUUAUUUGGACCGACCAUCUGAAGCUGGAUACUUCAUCUUCCCCGAUCUUUCCGUUCGCCACGAGGGCUUGUAUCGUCUUAGUUUCAACCUGUAUGAGGAGAUGCGAGACCGUGAUGGAGAUGCAGAGGCACCGUCCGACAAGUCGAGAGUCUUGGCCGGACCAGGAACGCCAGACGCUUCGUUCGAUUGGAGAAUGGAGGUCAAGUCAGCAGAGUUCACCGUAUUCAGCGCGAAGAAGUUCCCAGGUCUUGCUGAAAGCACCGCUUUGAGCCGAACUGUUGCAGAGCAAGGAUGCCGGGUCCGUAUCCGUCGUGAUGUUCGUAUGAGAAGACGCGAGUCAAAGAAUGCUGGAGAAUAUGAGGACCCCGCUGAGAACGAUGCAUUCGAACGUGGUCGUGCUGCCGCACAAGACUUCGAAGAAAGACGUUCUCGAUCGCUCUCAGGAAGUCCAGAUAACCGUCCUGCAUACGAUACCGAGCAACGUCGUCACUACCAAGACCAGUACGCACCAUCGUACUCAGCAUCCCCAGUGGCCGGAAAUGCUCCUAUCCCUCAAGGAGGCCAUCUUGGAUUUAUUGGUGGCCCCUCGGCUCAAUAUCAAGCUCCUUCACAACCUCAAUUCGCGCCUCCUCAACCUCCCGCGCCUCAAGCAUAUCAACCACCCCAGCAACCGUAUCAUGCUCAAGGUCAACCUCCAUACCGCCCGCAACCCGCACCAGCUCCACCAUCUCACAGCAGUUACGCGUAUGACAGAAACUACCCUCACUCGGCAUACGCUUCCAAUCCUCCUCGCGAGCAGCGCGAGUUGGAGCCCGAGUACAGACGAGCAUCCAUUGCCAGCUACGUACCACCUUCUUCACAAAUUCCGUAUCCUUCUGUGGAUUCCAAUUAUGCUCGUCCACCAUACCACGGAUAUGCUCCACGCGGUAACAGUCCUCCUCCGGCAUUGGCACCUUUGAAGCUUCACAGCAUCGAGCCAAAAUUCGAUGCUACGUCCCCACCUGCUCCAUUGUCUGCUGUUAAGACCAUCGCUCCUCCUUUGCCAAGCCCAAUCUUCCCACGCGCACAAGAAGCUCCUCUUUACAGCCAAUACUCGGCGCCUCUUCCUGCAGCUGAACCAGCUCGUGAUAUAGCACGCAAUGGCAAGCGUCCAUUUGAUUCUGUCUUCAGCUCUGCUGCUAGCACAAAGCCUCUUCAUAAUGGCAUGCGACCCAGCAGCUCCCAUGGACCCAGCGUUGAGGAAGAUGACGAAGACGACGUCCCUGCAGACCUGAAGAUGAUGUACAAGCGAGCCGAUGGAACUAGUUACUCUCGACCUCUACCUCACCUCAUCGAGUAG